Molecule: messenger RNA, 3354 nt
Organism: Gymnodraco acuticeps
Lineage: Eukaryota; Metazoa; Chordata; Actinopteri; Perciformes; Bathydraconidae
Gene: afap1l1a
Product: actin filament associated protein 1-like 1a
Exons: 19
Coding region: 418-2694 (758 amino acids)
Cellular component (GO): cytosol
Molecular function (GO): SH3 domain binding
Source: RefSeq, a predicted model, not a curated record
UCCAGACUAAUAUCUACUGGCUGGUCAGGCUGGUAAAUUUAGCUUGUCAGGCUGGUUGACCAUUUUUCAUAGUCUUAUAUUUCAACAGUUUUACGACAAACUGUGACUUUUUUGACAUGGAAAUUAUUUUUUAAGAUUGACAAACAUCAUGGCACAAUUCAAACGGGAUCGAAAGAUAAGUUUCCUCUCGCCAUUGACUUCAAUACAUAUUUUUUCCGAAAUAAGGUCCCAUGAGUUCCACCGGAAAGGGAGGAACGGGAGGAAAGGGAGCUUCAUGGAAGCUCCCUGAAGUAGCUGCCGCCAGGCGCUAGGACCCAGCAGAGCAGCGGGCUGUAGUGUAUCUCCUGUAUCUGUCAGCGUAGGCUCUGCACGCCUUCACUCACUCAUGGGCCUGAAUUAUAUUUCAACAACUCUCUCAUGGACAGCAUCAGCAGCGGAAUGGAAACAAACGGCACCAAAUCGAUGGAGGUGUUGGUGAGUGAGCUGGGCGUCCUGCUGAAGAUGCUGGACCAGGAGAACCUCAGCUCCGACACGCAGGAGAAGAAGACCUCCGUGUGGAACCUCCUGAAGCAAAUACAGCCAUCGGUUUCAGGAACAGACUGCAUCUACAUGAAUUCAGCUGUGUUCAGAAACGGCACCAGCUUCGUAGAGUCUCUCUUUGAGACCUUUGACUGCCAGCUUGGGGACCUAAAGGAUGUGACAGACGAUCUGAAAGACAACAACACACAAGCUGACACUUUAAAACAGGACUGUGCAGACUCCCCUGCCCCGCACUCCACUGACUCCCCUCCCCCUCUGCCCACGACGCCUCCCCCCGAGGAGUAUUACGAGGAGGCCGUGCCCCUCAGUCCUGGCACGUUGCCCGAGUACAUCAUCACACGAGUCAGGCCUAGCCCUCCCAACUCUAUCGAAGAUGGUUAUGAAGAUGCCGAAAGCAACUACCCCACUACGUGCAUCAACACACACCGCAAAAACUCAUACAAUGACUCUGAUGCUCUGAGCAGUUCCUACGAGUCCUAUGAGGAGGAUGAGGAGGAGAGGAGCCCCAGCGUCAGACUCACUCAUCAGUGGCCCUCGGAGGAGAGCUCCAUGCCCCCCGCCCGGGACUGUCGCAUCUGUGCCUUCCUGCUGCGCAAGAAACGCUUCGGCCAGUGGGCCAAACAGCUCACUGUCAUACGUGAUAACAGACUACAGUGCUAUAAGAGCUCUAAGGACACAUCCCCCUGUGUGGACAUGCUGCUGCCCCAGUGCACUGUGGUCUACGCACCCAAAGACAGCAAGAGGAAGCACCAUGAACUCCGCUUCACUCUGCCCAAUGGAGAUGCACUGGUGCUGGCCGUACAAAGCAAGGAGCAGGCUCACAGAUGGCUUAGGGUUGUUAGAGAGGUGAGCGGUCAGAGCGCUGGGCCUGAGGAAUCUGCGUCUCCCAUCAUUCCUAGAAAAACGGAACUUGACAAGAGGCUUUCUGCAGAGAGGAACACCUCAGACUCAGACAGUGUGGGUGUGUCGACUGGAGAGCACUGCAGAGAGAAUGGCAAGGUGAAACGGGGAGCUUUCGCUGCAGGCCGUAAAAUCACUCGUAUCAUCAGCUUCUCCAAGAAGAAGCCCCCUCGCCCAGGUGACCCCCGGACCUCAUACAGCGACCCUCGGCAAGGCUAUGUGUCGGUGCUGGUGCAUCAGGUGUGGCGGGAACAGUGGUGCCGUGUGUGCAAAGGCUCCCUGCACUUUUACAAUGACAAAGGAGACUCUCGGACGUCCCUGCCUUCACUUCCUCUCCAGGGCUGUGAAGUGCUCCCGGGGCUUGGACCCAAACAUCCCUUUGCCUUCCGAAUCCUGCGGACCAACACAGCGGUGGCUGCUCUGGAGGCUAGUAGCUCUGAGGAACUUGGACGGUGGCUUGGAGUCCUCUUGGCAGAGACAGGCUCUUCGACAGAUCCAGAGUCACUGCAUUACGACUAUGUUGACGUGGAAACCAUCGCUAACAUCCGCGAUGCUGCGCGGCAUUCCUUCCUGUGGGCCACAUCUUCCGUCAGUAACUCUACAGACUGCAGAACAUAUGAUGAGGUCCCUAAUGAGGACAUGCAGUCAGGAGAGAACCGCAGGCAGCAGUCUGGGAAUCAAGGGAAGAGGCGCUCAAGUUUCUCCAGCAGUGACUCUGACAGAACCAAGCCUUUAGUCUCCCUCAAACGAACAGGCUCAAAUGAAAACCAAUAUGGCAGGUAUGGGAAAACGCGAGCGGAUGAGGAUGCCAAACAUUACCUGAAAGAGAAGGAGGAGCUGGAAAGAGAGAGGGAUGGGAUACGAAAUGCACUUGUGACCCUCCGUAAGGAGAAGAGAGAGCUGAAGGAAGAGCUGAAGACCGCCUCUGAGAGGAGGAUGUCCUCCCUGAACAAGCGUGUGUCCCAGCUGGAGGACACCUGUCGAACCAAAGAGGCGGAGAGGGUGGACCUGGAGCUGCGGCUGACUCGGGUCACAGAGAACCUGAAGAAGAGCCUUGCUGGGGGAGCUCUGGGUGCGCCUGUUGAGGCUAAACCCCCUCUUAAGGCCUCCAGCAAAAAGAAACAGAAUAUCUACAGUGAUGCUUUACCAGUAAACUGUGCCUCAGAGAUGCGUCGGAGACCUCCAUCUGUUUACGCUUCUUCUGGAACUGUCAUGCAGAAAGCAAAGGAAUGGGAGUCAAAGAAAGCAACCUAAGAGCAGCAUUAUGGAGAGGACUGGAAAAGAGAGAUCAUGGACGUCAGGAUGUUGUUACUGUGAAAUUCAAUCUCUCUAAGGAUAUCCUUCCAUCUCCAGCCCAAAGCAAAGACUUUUCAGAGGAAUACAACUGUAAUGACAGAAAUUGCCAGCAGGUGGAGGUACAUCUCUCUGAAUAUUUACUCUUCUGUCUCCCUUAGAAAAUGUGAGAAUCCAAGGACACUUGCAAGUCUUUGUCCAAGUGAUUUCAUUGUAUUUUGUGAAAAUGUGGCAAACAGGAAUGAGGGUUUAUGGCAGAAAGACUCAAGAGAAGUGAAUUGUGUUGUAAAGGAGGGUUAACACAGGAUUAUGUUCUAAUCCUGUGUUAAAUGUGGUGAAAAUUGUGAAGUAGGUUUGAGAAAUGACGAGGGAGGCGAUUAAAGCCACAAUAUGUCUUCUUAAAUAAUCUACUUUUUUUAUUUGCCUGUACAGAGUGAGCCAUGACUACUGUUUUGUAUUUUAUUUUAUUUUUUAAAACAUUGUUCAAGGAUUCAUUUCUCAUCGUCAUUAUCAUCAUAACUACCUUUAAGAGGUAUUCAGUAAAGUGCCAUAAUGGCUGUGUGAAUUAUAUAUAUAUAUAUAUAUAUAUAUAUAUAUAUGCCAAACAUCAAACCAUCUGUU